Molecule: messenger RNA, 616 nt
Organism: Prorocentrum cordatum
Lineage: Eukaryota; Dinophyceae; Prorocentrales; Prorocentraceae
Source: the annotation of a GenBank genome assembly
GAGCUCACGCUAGUGAUCGCGGUCGGUGGCACAUGGCCACGCGAGCGCCUCAUGGCAGAAGUUCAAGAGGAAAACGAGCCACUACGCAUGUGCCCACGAAGUUACGCCGACGGGACCACGCGCGCAGAGACACCUCUCCAUCUGUGCUGGACUUGCCCCCACAACAAGGGCAAGCGCGCUUUUCAGGAUUCAGACACCCUUGUUCCAGAAGCAGUGGCGCAGUACGAACAGUGCCCAGCAUUCUGGUUCAGAGGACUGACACCGAGCGCAUGGACGUCGACCCUACCACCCGCUCGAGAUGAGCGAUGGGAGUUCGAUGAUAACAAGACCUGCAGUCCUGGAGCCCUUGGCGUGGGCACGCAGAGCGAGCCAAUCCGCAUCUGCGGAGACGCCAGUGGGGGCCUAAACACCAUGAAGCCUGCACAGCGCCGAGUAGGUGUCGCUCUUGUCACGGUUGCCAGCCAGCACCCGUUUCGCGCAGGUGUCACUGGCAAGAUGGGUCUCACAGGGCGGCGUCUGACAGCGUUUCGACGUGAGUUGGCUGCCCUCGAGGCGGCCAUCUUUUUGACCAGCGGUCGGCUGGUCUACAUCACCGAUAAUUUGGGAGUGGCGGAAG